Messenger RNA from Talaromyces rugulosus, 2430 nucleotides. RefSeq lists its product as uncharacterized. Gene Ontology annotation, biological process: fatty acid biosynthetic process; secondary metabolite biosynthetic process. NCBI's taxonomy places the organism in Eukaryota, Fungi, Ascomycota, Eurotiomycetes, Eurotiales, Trichocomaceae. The transcript has 3 exons. Gene Ontology annotation, molecular function: oxidoreductase activity; fatty acid synthase activity. The record is from RefSeq and is a predicted model, not a curated record. The coding region runs from base 1 to 2430 and encodes 809 amino acids.
AUGAAUUCCCGCACUCUUGACAUCGAGAAUGAUGCUUCCGUUGACGGGUUUGAGCUAGGUUCGUACGACCUGGUGAUUGCUGGCAGCGUCCUCCACGCUACACAUAUAAUCAGUCAUACGAUGAAGAGUGUUCAAAGUUGCUUAAACCUGGGGGCAGAUAUCGUGCGAUCAAGUUUCAUCGGCGGAUUGAUGGAGGGAUGGUGGUCCGGUUCAGACGACGACCGCAUCUGGAAUCCAGCGGUCACUGAGGAUCAAUGGGAUGCGAUUCUUCAUGAGAUUGGCUUUUCCGGUAUUGGUCUUUCUCUGCAUGACUAUGAAAACCCGGAUUGCUGGGAGUGCUCAGUUAUUCUCAGCACAGCCGUAGGUCUUCCGUCUUGUAGUAACCAGGGAGCUAGGGAAGAACAAACUGUCUGCUUUAUAGGCGAUCCCACUUCUUCUUUCCAGAGAAAUAUCUUUGAGCGAGGAAAGAUCGCGCUUGCCUCGCAUCUGUCUGCGGCUGUAAUCAUUGAGAUGCGCCGUCUAGAAGACUGUGUCCCGGCCAAGACCUCGACAGUGGUGUUUACCACCGAGACAGAGGCGCCAUUCCUGUUCAAUCUCAGCGCCAAGGACACCGGAGUUCUCGGUUGUCGACGGAUGGACAAGAACACUUCGAAACGAGAAAUCCACUCGACGCGUAAGAACGCUCGCACUAGACUUGAAUUGCGGAGAAGCAGUCAGCAGUCAACAAGUGUCACAUCUUGUCAAGGUCCUUAUGGGCCUCCGCAGCCUAGCAUCAGGUCGCUCGAAGAAGCAGGCCCAGUCCGACUAGCCAUUGAGCACCAUGGACUGCUCGACACGCUGCACUGGACAGAAGAGAAGCAAUACAGCCCGCAGGACCAGAUGCAACCGGACGAAGUCGAAGUGCAGGUGCAAGCAGUCGGCAUGAACUUCAAAGACAGUCUCAUUGCUUUGGGCCGGAUGCCCGGGGAGACAUUCGGGCAGGAGUUUGCCGGAAUCGUGACUCGCGCGGGCAACAACGCGCCUUUCCGGGCUGGAGACCGUGUGGCAGGCGGUUCGACCGAGUCCUUCAAGACAUUGGUCCGCACCACGGCCAAUCUCCCCUGUCGCAUUCCAGACAACAUGACAUUCGCCGAAGCCGCCAGCGUACCCACGCAGUUUUGCACAGCGUGGCAAGUUAUUCAUGAGAUUGCUCGUCUAAAAAAAGGUGAGAGUAUCCUCAUUCGCGCGGCUGCAGGCGGCACUGGGCAGGCAUCGUUACAGAUUGCACAGUCUGUUGGCGCUGAGAUAUAUGCCACUGUCGGAUCAAAAUCCAAGAAAGACAUUCUGAUGACGGAAUAUGGCAUCCCCGCGGACCACAUCUUCUACAGCCGCCAUGUCUCAUUCUCUAGGGGCAUCAUGCGGGCAACCAAAGGACGUGGCGUGGAUGUCAUUAUCAACAGUCUAUCGGGCGACCUUCUCCGGGCCUCGUGGGAGUGCAUUGGGGCCGGAGGCUGGUUCGUCGAGAUCGGGAAGAGAGACAUCCUGUCGAAUAGUAACCUGCCCAUGGCUCCGUUUGGCAAUAAUGCUACGUUCACGCAUUUCUACGGCUCGAACAUGCUUGGGUCCGACGACUGGAAGAUGUGCACAGAGGCACUGUUCGGGCUAUUUGUCUCUAGCCAGCUCCAUAUCCAACGUCCCUUGCAAGUUCUCAGCAUCAGCGACGCCGAAGAUUCCUUCCGCAUGAUGCAGAGCGGCCGCGCAGCCGGCAAGAUUGUGCUUCAGGUAGAGCCACAUGCGCCGGUGCGCACAAUAUUGCAGCCCAAGCAACGCCUCUGCACCCUGGAUGCACAUGCCACAUAUGUGGUUGUCGGCGGACUCGGCGGCCUGGGACGGACAAUCCUUCGAUGGAUGGUAUCCCGCGGUGCACGGAAUAUGGUUCUACUAGGGCGAUCAGGCGCAACGUCUACAAAAGCAUUAGAGCUCCUAGCUAAACUAAGAGCCCAACAUCCCGAUAUCCGUAUCGAAACACCACGUUGUAAUGUGGUCGACAUGGGCACCCUUCAGCAUGUCUUGCAGAAUGUGACUCGUUUCAUGCCACCAAUCCGCGGUUGUGUUCAGGCCGCCAUGGUUCUGCGCGAUAUCAUGUCCAGCGACAUGCCGUACGAGGACUGGCACACGUCGCUAGACUACAAACUUCGAGGCUCUCGCAACCUCGCUCAGAAUCUACCGGCAGAGUCGUUGCAAGAGCGCGCGAUUGUCUUCCAAGCGCUGGUCGAGAAACUGACACGGGCAUGUAAUUUGAGACCCGAGAGGGUAGACACGUAUAGACAUGUGCCCAUCAGAAACUUGGCGUGGAUUCGCUUCUCGCGAUCGAGGUGUGCAACUGGAUUGGGAAGGAGUUCAGUGCAGAUGUCACCGUAUUUGAGCUCAUGGGCGGCGAGACGCUGUUAA